AUGGGCAAAUCAAGGAAAUCAAGAGCAAGUGUUACUACUUCUUCCAAACCAACCGCCGAAGACCAAGAAACUCAGAGAUUUGAAGCAGCACAACAAAUUUUGAACACACCCAAUGUGGUUACCUGCGUCAAGAAAGUUGAAGAACUGGUUGAGUGCAACGAAGCAAUAGUGGACUUCGACAACCUGGCUGAUCAUGGGUUUGAUAUCAGGGAUCAAGUCAACUUGCAAGGGUGGUCUGGUUACUUUGAUAGGCUCUGCGGUCCGAUUUACAACAAACUGGUUGUAGAAUUCUGGAAAAACGCAGUUUGCAACGACUACUAUGUCGUCUCUCAUGUGCUGGACAAGAAGAUUGUAAUUUCAGAAGAAUCCAUCGCAAAGCUGCUGGGUAUGGAGUUCCAACAAGGAAAAAGGAUCAAAAACGUUGAUGCUAAUGUUCCUGGGAUGAGGAACUUAGUCAAUAAGGAGAUUUAUGAUAAUUGGUCUCUGAAGAGGACCAAGUACAACAUAAAGGAUUUGAAGCCAAACAUGAAGAUUUGGCAGAAGAUUUUCAUAUCCUGCAUUCACCCCAGAACCGGUGGAACUGAUUAUCUUAAUGCAACUCAAAAGGUAAUCAUGUACUAUAUUUCUCAGGGUGAGCCUAUAUGCCUGCCGUUUCUGCUUUUCAACUAUUUGAAGGAAUGCGUUGAGAAGUCAAGGACCACAGCUACUGAGAACAAGAGGUCAAUUUCUUACAUUCCUUAUGGAAGGUUGCUUUCAGAUAUCUUCAUCCAGAAUAAACUAGUCAAGACCUUGUCAGACCUUGGACUUCAUGAAGAUCUGACCAUGUCCAUUGGUGAUGCUCUCAAUGGGACCAAGUUGAAAAGAAUGCAAAUCAUUGAGAAAGUCCAAGUUGAGCCCACAGAAGACACAUCUGAAGAAGUUCGUCAGAAGAACUACCCUAUUGAAGACUAUCCUCUCUGGUCCAAGAAGGACAAUCCAGCAAGCAUUCUGGAAUAUGUAAGAAUGCUCAGAAGCAAUGGAGAUCAAAUCACUCUUGAAGAAUUUGUCAGGACUCUUCCUGACAGUCCUCCUAAAAUGCCAACAAGAAGAGCCAAGAGAACAAUCAGCAAGCCUUCAGAUCCCAAAGGCAAAGGGAUUCUGAUAGAGAAGACCAAGAAAACAAAAGCAGGAUCAAAGUUCGUAGUAAUCAGGGAACCAGUUCCAGAACCCUCUCCUGAAAGAACUCCAGAAGAGUCAUAUGAGGAAUCUCAAUCUGAUGAUUCUGAAAGCUCUAUGGAUUCUUCCUCUGGAAACCAAGAAGAAGAAGUUCCACCAAGAAAGAAUGUCAAGAGGAAAGCAAUUAUUGAAGAAUCAUCUGAUGAGGAAACCGAAGAUGAUAUUCCUCUGGUAAAAAGGCAAAGAAUUCAAAUAGCUCAAGUUGAAGAAGAUGUUGAGCAGGAUGACUGUGAGAUCAUUGAAAAUGUGCUCCAAGUAAUAAGGGAAUCAGAAGAAGCUGAAGAUUCCACUGAUUCAGAUGUCGAGCCCAUAGGCAAGAGGCUAAAACUGCCUCUGAAGGGUCCACUUCAGAAGAAGGAAUCAGGACCAAAACAAACAUCUGAAAAGAUCUCAGAAGUACAAAGAGAAAGGAGGUCAAAGACAGCUUCAGAUCCUGCAAGGACUGCUAGACCCACCAGAUCCACCCCUCUCAGAGAAUCAAAAACACAUCUUGCAAUUGUUGCUCUCCAAUCUCUUUCAUCAGUUCACUGGCGAUUCUGA
Molecule: messenger RNA, 1755 nt
Organism: Lotus japonicus
Lineage: Eukaryota; Viridiplantae; Streptophyta; Magnoliopsida; Fabales; Fabaceae
Exons: 2
Coding region: 1-1755 (584 amino acids)
Source: RefSeq, a predicted model, not a curated record